GUAUAUAUCUAUCCCCUUUUGUAUGUAGCGCUUUACCUUCUUUACAACACUCCAAAUCCACCUCUUGCAAGAGCACACAACACCGUCGUUAUUACAGACAAGUAGCAACACACACAUAUAUAUAUAUAUUUUAUUUGCUUCCGAAUAGUUUAAUUAAUCCCAAGUUAGUGAAUAAAAUAAGAACCCAUAUUGGGUGUGUGUUCCAUCGUUUUCUAGAGAUCCCCUCGUGAAGUUCAUGUGGGAGUAUGGAGAAAGGGAUCUGAAAUCACUUAAUGAUGGAACGGGUCGCCCGCUUUGGAAAAGCAGUUCAGAGUAGUUGGGGGGCAUGAGUUCAAGAUUCAGGUGGGGAUGGAGUUCGUUUAGCUACAGGAAAGUAUUUAGUUAGAUUAUAUGGAGAAAACAAAUGACCCUCUGCUUAGUAGGCUCUUGUUGUAAGUAAAUCAGGGGAAUUGGGUGCUGCUGUUGGCCUUAACUGAGAGCAUCUUUGGUGGAUCUAUUUAUUUAUGUAGUAGUAAUCAUGACUAAGGCUGCCCGAGAUCGGAUACUUAAGGAUGUGAAUGGUGAUAUUAGUGAUCAUCUGCGUAACCACAUUCAUUUGACGAAUUGUAUCCAUUUGAAGAACCAUAUGCAUAAGCAUAGUCCCAUAUUGGCAGAUAGGGCGUUGAUGAGGGACCUUGUGGUUCUUCAGAGGUCAAGAUCUUUGAGGGACCCCUCUGCGAGUCCGCCGUCAUGGCAAUCUCCUGCUGUUGCUGAUUUGGUGCUCGGAAGAGGAGAAGCAGAGGACAUUGUUGGAGGAAGACAAUCUGUGAGCAUAGAACGUCCGAGGCAGGGUGGACGGAUGUCUGGAGGCACCCCUCCAUUCAGUGGCCGGUUGAGCAGGCGUAACGAUGGUGUAGCAGCAGGGGGUGCUGCCAGUGAACAAAGCAGCAAAGAUGGAAAUGAUGUGAUCCAUGAUGGAGUUUCGAGAGGCUCAGAAUUGAGAGAUUGGAGUGCCAAAGUGAAAGGAGGUUACAGGCAAGAUAAACAUCUGACAACACUCUCUGAGAAGUUGAAAGAUGUCCCGGCUGAAAGUAAUGAUGCAGUUUCAUCCCAUAACUAUGGCGAAGGAAGUCACAACCAGAUUGGGAAGGCUGCUGAACAAGCAGGAAUAAACAUUAGCCAUGGGAGUAGUCUGAACAGGGGAAAAAGGCGGCGGUUUCGAGGUGCAAGAAGAAGUAGGCCUGCUAGAACUCCCCGCGAGACCGAGACACAAAAUGAAAUGUCCGUGGCCUCGAACUCAUUUGCUCAAGGCAGAGCUCCCCACAGCCAUGAAAUGCGGGAGGAAUUCCAGGGCUUUGAUGGUCAGAAUGUCACUGGCGUUCCCAGAAAUGGCUGCGGCAUUCCAUGGAACUGGUCUAGGAUUCAUCACAGGGGAAAGUCAUUUAUUGACAUGGCCGGCCGGAGUCUUUCUUGUGGUUUAUCUGAUUCAAGGUUUAAUAAGAGAGGUGGUUCUGGUGCUCGAGGAAUGGAAGGCCCCGGCGUGCAUGUCAUGUCAGAAUUCUCGAGUUCGUCCACUAAAUCGGAUGGGGAAGCUUUACCCCUGCUACUUGAUGCUUCUGGUUCUCAGGGAAGCAUCGGUCAUGCCCGCUGGAUUCAUGAUUAUUCGGGGGAGUUGGGUAUAUAUGUUGACAAUCUUCUAAAGCCGGAUACUGAUUCUGAUCUUGCAUCAGAAGGUAGAUCUCACGAGAGAGACAAAUUUUCGAAGCAUCACAACGAAAGGCAUCAGAAUCUGACUCAAAAAUACAUGCCGCGAAUGUUUAAAGAUUUGGUAGGUCAGAACUUGGUUGUACAGGCUCUCUCCAAUGCAGUUGUGAGGCGGAAAGUUAGUUUGCUCUACUUAUUUUACGGCCCUCAUGGAACAGGUAAAACAUCUUGCGCCCGUAUAUUUGCUCGAUCUUUAAAUUGCCAGUCUGUAGAGCUUCCAAGGCCGUGUGAUUUUUGCAACUCAUGCAUCGCACAUAACGCGGGAAAGAGCCGCAGCCUAAGAGAGAUAGGCCCGGUUAGUAAUAUUGACUUUGAAGGCAUAAUCGAUCUUCUCGACAGUUUCGGUGCUUCCCAGGUUCAGUCUCAAUACAGAGUUUUAAUAUUUGAUGAAUGUGACACAUUGUCUUCAGAGUGUUGGAGUGCAAUUUUAAAAGUCGUUGAUCGGGCCCCAAGACGAGUCAUAUUUGUCCUUGUUUGCUCUAGUCUUGAAGCUAUACCUCAUGUGGUAGUGUCCCGGUGCCAGAAAUUCUUUUUUCCGAAGUUAAAAGAUGCUGACAUAAUAUACACUUUACAAUGGAUUGCAACUAAAGAAGGUUUAGAGAUUGAUAAGGAUGCUCUAAAGCUUAUUGCAUUGAGGUCGGAUGGAUCCUUGAGGGAUGCUGAAAUGACACUGGAACAAUUGAGUUUACUUGGGAAGAGGAUUUCUCUUAGCCUGGUGCAGGAAUUGGUUGGGCUAAUAUCUGAUGAGAAGUUAAUAGAUCUUCUUGAUUCAGCAUUGUCGGCGGACACUGUCAACACGGUGAAAAAUCUGAGAGAUAUCAUGGAAUCUGGUGUGGAGCCGAUGGCAUUGAUGUCACAGCUUGCUACGGUUAUAACCGAUGUUCUUGCUGGAAGCUACGAUCUCAUGAAAGAAUGGCCUAAAAGGAAGUUUUUCCGGCGACAAACAUUAUCGAAAGAAGAUAUGGAAAAAUUACGUCAGGCACUGAAGACAUUGUCCGAAGCAGAAAAGCAGCUGAGAGUUUCCAAUGACCGGAUAACUUGGCUAACGGCUGCACUGCUGCAACUCGCCCCAGAUCAACAAUACAUACUGCCGAGCUCUUCGACAGACACUAGUUUAGAUCAUAGCCCCCUUGUGUUGAACACUAAUUUGAGGGAAAGACACAGAAAGAGCAAUGCUGAAACUCUUAGAGAUCAGAGGGGGCUUUCGGGGAAUGCUCAUUAUAAUAGGUUGAAGGGGCCUAUUACAAAUGGGAAUGAAACCAACGGCCGUGGAGCUGCUUACAAAAAUAAGGAGGAUCAAUUGCAAGGAAGAUCUCAUCAGCAAAUCGAAGAAAUUUGGUUGGAAGUGCUUGAAAGGAUUCCUAUCAGGAGUGCGAAAGAGCUCAUGCAACAGGAAGGAAAGCUCGCCUCGCUCAGUUACGGUGCAGCUCCAACCGUGCAGUUGCUGUUUUCAUCGCAGCAGGCGAAGUCUAAGGCUGAAAAAUUCAGAUUGCACAUCUUACAGGCAUUCGAGUCGGUUCUUAGAUCUCCAGUGACAAUUGAGAUCAGAUGCGACACAAGAAAAGAUGCUGGAUUGGGACCGAUUCUGCUGCCAGCGCCUCAGAAACCAUCUCAUUAUCAUGCUGAUGGAAUGCCUAUGUUCGUAAGUCUUCCAAAUAGAGAUGCUUCAUCCUCGGGAUUGAAUAGAAGAGAGAUUGUUGAGAUGGAAUCUUCUCCUAGAAGGUAUGAGGACAGCAGUAGCAAAGAUGAAAAGGCAGAAUCCAACAGGGGAAGAACUGAGAAUUCAGGAUUAAGAUCUGCCCAGAAGGUGGUACCCCUUAAGUUAGGCGAUAAGAACCCGAGUCUUAGCCUAGUUCGAGGCAAGGUGUCCCUUGCUCAUGUGAUCCAGGAAGGGCGCGCUUACCAUAACGGAUGGUCGAAGCAGAAAGCAAUUUCGAUUGCUGAAAAGAUCGAGCAAGAGAAUUUGAGACUCGAGUCAAGAUCAAGGCGACUACUUUGUUGGAAUCCUCCAAAAUCAACCCGUCGAAAGCUUUCGCGGUUGAAAAUCAGAACGAGGAAGCCGCAGACAUUGCUGAAAUUCGUCUCCUGUGGAAGGUGUCUCUCGGGAAGGUCUCCUCGAUCAAGACUAACCCCACAAAGGCUUUUCAAAGCAAAGGUCACUCUCAAGCAGGCUGGAUAGAAAUUCCAAGAGUAUUAAAACCUGCAGAAAGAUUGGAAAAGGAAAAAAAGAUACAAGGAGGAAGACGAAGAUCAAAUACUCAGUUUGGAAGCUGUAAUUUUUUUCAGUUGCGAAGGGAUAGUCUGCAUUCUUUUUCAUUUUCUAGUUGCUUUAAUGGCGUCGGC
Andrographis paniculata is the source of this 4086-nucleotide messenger RNA. Its product is annotated as protein STICHEL-like 3. Gene Ontology annotation, biological process: DNA-templated DNA replication; DNA repair. The record is from RefSeq and is a predicted model, not a curated record. Lineage: Eukaryota; Viridiplantae; Streptophyta; Magnoliopsida; Lamiales; Acanthaceae. Gene Ontology annotation, cellular component: DNA polymerase III complex; nucleus; DNA replication factor C complex. Bases 518 to 3922 code for a protein of 1134 amino acids. The transcript has 9 exons. Gene Ontology annotation, molecular function: DNA-directed DNA polymerase activity; DNA binding; ATP binding.